This is a messenger RNA of Phytophthora nicotianae INRA-310, 324 nucleotides long. RefSeq lists its product as hypothetical. The transcript has a single exon. The record is from RefSeq and is a predicted model, not a curated record. NCBI's taxonomy places the organism in Eukaryota, Oomycota, Peronosporomycetes, Peronosporales, Peronosporaceae. The coding region runs from base 1 to 324 and encodes 107 amino acids.
AUGCCCCGACACUCGCGGAGCCGGGACAGUCGCGAUACUAGACGGGAAGAGUCGUAUGGACGUGACCGCCGAGACUCCGAUCGCCGUCGGGACGACUACCGCAACCAACCUCGAGUGACACUCACCGAAGCUUCGUUGGACGACCUACUAGCUGAACUAGAAGGCCGUGAAGCUACUAAAGGCAGCGUGAGCGCUCGGAUGAUGAAGGGGACUCAUACGUCGACGACACAGAGGACUACGGAGGAUAUCAAUUCGAUGGAGCGCAGCAAUACUUCAGGAGUCGAUAAUGACCGAUAUCUCGCUGCAGCCAAUGAGAGUGAGUGA